AUGGAUGGUUCACGGGUGACACAGAGUCUAGACUCGCUUUGGUUUUAUACUAACGUCUUUACUGCAGCAACACAUGAACCUGCUGUACCUUGUUUGACUAGUCCAUUUUCAUCUUCAAUCCAGGAAUCAAAUGCCACGUUGUGUGCAGCGUGUUCACCGUCAGAAGUUGAAGAAGAAGUGAUGAGAAAAUCUGCAAAGAAAGAAAGGAGAAAGAGGAGGAAGAAGAUGGUUGCAAUUGUUAAGCAGCAAAAUGAAAUGCCUCCGUUAGAGGAGGAUGUGGCAAUGAAACAACUUCUCAAGUUAUGGGCUUAUGCUGUUGCAUCUCAUGUGGAAAGAGCAUCUUCCAGACACACGUUGAGCUACCAUCAUAGGUGGAGUGCUAUAGCUCGAUUCAAAAGGUUUCAAAGCAAAGUAACACUUGGAAUAGUAUCCCUGGACCUCAAGGAAGCUAUACCAAUCAUCACUUUGCACUGA
Messenger RNA from Vicia faba (fava bean), 474 nucleotides. Lineage: Eukaryota; Viridiplantae; Streptophyta; Magnoliopsida; Fabales; Fabaceae. The record is from the annotation of a GenBank genome assembly.